Wasmannia auropunctata (little fire ant) is the source of this 1928-nucleotide messenger RNA. RefSeq lists its product as uncharacterized. Bases 510 to 1433 code for a protein of 307 amino acids. Lineage: Eukaryota; Metazoa; Arthropoda; Insecta; Hymenoptera; Formicidae. The transcript is spliced from 10 exons. The record is from RefSeq and is a predicted model, not a curated record.
AAUGUUUUUAAUCCCAGAUCGAAAAGCUAAUGUAAUAUCGUGGUUAGAUAGGUUUAUUUAAUUAGUCGUACAUAGCAACCUGGUGCCCAGUAUGUGACAAGCAAGUAAGUGUCGAGGAACGAGACACGGACAGACUUCUCACACAUAUCCGUAAACAUCAUCCCGAGAUCGCUGGCAAAUGUUUGAACAAUCAAAAAUUAGAUAUCUUGAUAGAUGGGAUAGAUAACUUGAUAGAUGGGAGGAUCGUACGGAAAUUACGCGCAAAAAAGGCGGAGACUGCACGUUCAUGUUUGUGGUGGCUUUAUCGUCUUGCGUUCCACCUUCGACCUUCUUCUUAUCCAUCCCGCAGUCCUUCAACCCACGAACGGAGGUUUAAGGAUAUCGUCGAAUCGGAUUUCGUCUCAGGUCACGCCAGUCGAUAGUAGCGACAAGAAGAACGAGCCGAAGAAAGUUUACGCUACUCGUGUGGACACGUGGAAAUUACACGGCGAGAGGAAAGUCUGCCCCCAAUGCCAGAGGGAAGCUGUGCCGACGCUUCAUACGCGCGGCGACAAACUGACGACCUCACAUAUCGGAGCCCUCUGCCUUUUCGGAAAGCGGCGCGCUUUUGUAAAUCACAAAGGGCGGAAUGCAAGCGGAGCGGGCCGUCACCAAGUGGCAUGUUGCUCCCGUGGAUUCCGACACUGAAAGCAUCCGAUGGUAAAACUCGCGCGCCGAAACGACCGAACAAUGUCUUCUCCACGGAAGUUGAAACAUGGAAAUACCACGACGAAUCAAUUCGUUGUCCUGCGUGUGGCGUGAAGGAAGUACCGAUAAUAUUAAAACAACAGAAAUUCACGAGCUCUCGUCUGGCUGCAUUUUGUUUAAUGGGAUGCUGGCCCUUCUGCUUCAUACCGUUGCUGAUGAGACGUGACAAAAGCACGCGCACGCUGUGUCCGCGUUGCGGUUACGAUUACGGAAUUUGUACGCGAGCAAAGAGCAAACUGAUCGCCUGUUCGUCCAAAUGCGCGUUUAGUCGCGGGAAAUUAAACGAUUUCGCGAAUUCACGACCAUGUCAUCUUCGGGCGGAAUACAGCAACUCGCGAGUACAACCGGGAUAUCGCCAGAAAACACUUUCCAUGGGUGACGAGGCCGCGAGAGCUCUCAGGGUCUCGGAGGAGCGUCCUCGGCGUGAAGAAGAAGGCGGAUCUCGUUGCUGCCGGUCGCAAUCGAAGCUAUCGCACGGAUACGCCUUUUGUGCGAACCAGGUCACGAAUCGCGAUUCAUCGUACGACGAAUGUAGCAGCGACGAUUACGUGAACAAAAGAUGGGAUCGUCGGCGCGACUUGGACGAGUCGAAAGCUCCGAAAGCUCGGGGACACAACGAAGGCAGCACAGGGACGGUGACGGUCGAUUUUUAUGCGAGACAGGUUUGCUGUCGGGAGUGCGGCUAGGAGAAACGAACGAAGAGAUGGUCGAACGAACAGAGAACGAACAAAUGUAUUUGCACAUUGCUCGCGAAACGCGAACUGUUACUUCGUUAUUCCGUGCAAAUUCAAUUCUGCGGAAUUCCGUGGUAGGGAAGGCGAGUUCCCCGUCGUAGAACUUAAAUGGAAACUCGCGGCACAAACAGUUUCACGCUGCGAGAGAUGCGAUUUGCGUUCCUGGCUGACUGACAAUUUCGUGGGGAACUUCGCGAAACGAGACGAGACGAGACGAGACGCGACACGUCGUAUUAUUACUUUAUUAAUCACCGGUUACGCGGAUUUUCGAGUACACGCGGUUCUCUUUCUGUCCUACAACCUUCGCUUUUUGUGAGACACAAUCGCUGAUAUCUUUUUUUUUUUAUUUGAAACAUAUUUACGCAGCUAUUCAUUUUUUUUUUUUAGAUAAACUUUUACGAGAUUUGUGACGUCAAACGUUGAAAUAAAACACCUCCAAAAAUUGUG